Messenger RNA from Aspergillus pseudoviridinutans, 1215 nucleotides. Its product is annotated as M4 family metallopeptidase. The coding region runs from base 1 to 1215 and encodes 404 amino acids. Gene Ontology annotation, biological process: proteolysis. The transcript has a single exon. Lineage: Eukaryota; Fungi; Ascomycota; Eurotiomycetes; Eurotiales; Aspergillaceae. Gene Ontology annotation, molecular function: metalloendopeptidase activity. The record is from RefSeq and is a predicted model, not a curated record.
AUGGCUCCAAUUUGUUGCAUUAUACCGGAACAUGUACACCAGAAGAUCAUUGAAACAGGACAGGCACCCCAACAUGUCAUCAAUGCCUGUCAGUCUACCAUUGAUAAAACAAGGGAACUACAAACUAUCCGUGCCCAACACGGCCAGAGUCUCCUAUCAGCUCACGGCCAGCAGCAGCCUUCUGAAGGUAUCAUUCCACCUUAUAUCCUUGAAACUAUUGCCCGGCAUGCUGUAACAGAAGAACAACGCGAUUCAUCCAUCUAUAGACUUGCGCAUGAUACUGAACAUCGCGUAGUCGCUGGAACCGUACGCCACUUAUUUCGUACGGUCUAUAAUGCACAUCACUCAAGUGAUGAUCUUCCCCGUGAUGAUAUCAUGAUCAAGGAAGGAGGCCCUCUCAUCACCAAGGAGCGAGACCCAAGUCUCGACGCAAAUGAAUGCUACAUCGGAUUUAAGAAGACUUAUGACUUCUACUUUGACCUAUUGAAACGGGACUCAGUCAAUGAUCAAGGCCUCAAGCUCGACGGCUUCGUGCACUUUGGUAACCAAUUUCUGAACGCCCUCUGGGACGGCAGAGAAAUGGUUUUCGGUGAUGGAGACGGUGUUCACUUCAAAGGCUUCACCGAUGAUCUGGACGUCAUUGCCCAUGAACUUACUCACGGGGUAGUACAGUACUCAAGCCCACUUGAGUACAGCUUUCAGAGCGGUGCUCUGAAUGAGUCACUUGCCGACGUCUUUGGAAUCAUGACCAAGCAAUGGGGGAAUGAUCCAGAGAAUCCGCAGACUGCAGAUCAAUCUAACUGGCUGAUUGGGGAAGGUAUUUGGGCCGAUGGCAUCAAUGGAAGAGCUCUACGCGAUAUGAAGGCGCCUGGGACAGCUUACAAUGAUAAUAGAAUCGGAUCUGACCCCCAACCAGCGCAUUGGAAGGACUUCAAAAAGCUCCCAAUCAAGAAUGAUCAUGGUGGUGUCCAUAUCAACUCUGGUAUCCCAAACCAUGCCUUCUACCAGGCUUGCAAGAUGAUUGGAGGGUAUGCCUGGGAAACUGCUGGCCCUGUUUGGUACAAGGCUCUGACAAGCGGUAAACUCGGCGAAGAUGCUACGUUCAAGGAGUUUGCAGACCUUACUAUUCAAAAUGCUGGUGAGUAUGAAAAGGAGAUCAAGGAAGCUUGGAGCCUGGUUGGGUAUCCGUUCGUUGAGAACGGAGAUGAGUUGUGA